Molecule: messenger RNA, 2846 nt
Organism: Gymnodraco acuticeps
Lineage: Eukaryota; Metazoa; Chordata; Actinopteri; Perciformes; Bathydraconidae
Exons: 7
Coding region: 77-1417 (446 amino acids)
Biological process (GO): cholesterol metabolic process; chlorophyll biosynthetic process
Cellular component (GO): chloroplast
Molecular function (GO): chlorophyllide a oxygenase activity; 2 iron, 2 sulfur cluster binding
Source: RefSeq, a predicted model, not a curated record
CACUAGGUGUGGCUUUCUGUCAGAUGAAACAAACUGACAGAGAUAUACCAUCAGAGACAGGACCUGCAGUAAGAGCAUGUCCCCUGGGAAGUUGGCAGUUAUUUUUGGACUUGGAGUAGCUGCGGGGUUUAUCAUACAAAGUGGAGACCCGCUGGACUCCUGGUACCCGGUAUGGCGGGAAACAGGGCUGCUUGCACGGGCUGUGGUGUGCCUCAUCGCCGGGGCUUCCCUCUUCACCCUCGGCUGGCUGCACGGGUUCCUCUUCGGUCCCCUGGAGCUGCUGAGGGGGCCGGACGAUGUGGGAUACAUAGUCGAGAACGGUCGCUCGAAAGCCCAGGCUGCAAACGAGGUCCGCCGCAGGAGGAGAACCGGAGACCUGCCCCCGGUGUAUCCGAACGGCUGGUACCGGGUGCUGGACUCACACACGCUGCGGAGGGGAGAGGUCAGGAGUGUCACGGUGCUAGGUGAGCAGGUGGCAGUGUUUCGGGGCCAGGAUGGCGAGGCCUACGUUGUCGAUGCCUACUGCCCUCACCUGGGGGCCAACCUGGCUGUGGGGGGGCAGGUGAUGGGGAACUGCAUCGAGUGCCCGUUUCAUGGAUGGCAGUUUCGGGGAACGGAUGGCAAGUGUGUGAAGAUCCCCUACGCAGAAAAAGUGCCAGACUUUGCCAAGGUGCGCAUCUGGCCCAGCUGUGAGCUCAACGGGCAGGUCCUGGUUUGGUUUCACUGCGACGGAGAAGAUCCUCAGUGGCUGGUCCCAGAGCAGCAGGAAAUCACAACGGGCGAGUGGGUGUACCGGGGGAGAACUGAACACUUCAUCAACGCUCACAUACAAGAGAUUCCUGAAAAUGCAGCAGACAUCGCUCACCUCGGUCACCUUCACACGCCGGCCAUUGUCAGCGGAGUAGAUCUGCGAUACACCAACAGCAAAACCUGGGAAUUCCUGCGGCAUGACUGGAAGGUUCAAUGGGAGCCAGAGGCAGAGCCCAACAAGCAUUGUUCUCAGAUGUUGGUGAAACAUGCUCUUACUGUCUUUGGAAGCACCUGGCACCUGCUGGAUGUCCGUGUUUUGGCCAGACAGGUGGGUCCAGGAUUGGUGUUUCUGCUGAUUGAACACAGUUUCUUGGGCCGGGGUGUUAUCCUGCAGUGUGUGACUCCAGUGGAGCCUCUGUUGCAGUUUGUCACUCACACCAUCUUCUACCAGUCAAAUAUCCCUCCUCUGGUGCCCAAAUUCAUCCUCAAAGCGGAGUCCAUUCAGUUUGAGCGGGACGUAAUGAUCUGGAACAAUAAGAAGUACAUUUCCAAACCCCUCCUUGUGAAGGAGGACUCAGCCAUCCAGAAGCACAGGCGCUGGUUCAGUCAGUUCUACAGCGAGAACAGCCCGCAGCUGCAACACCAGCUCAACACUUUGGACUUUUGACCCCCCUGAACCACAGGAGGAGAGAUCAGCGAAGAAGAUGUCAGGUCAGACCAGGGUUGACAUUAAUCAGAGGUGUCAGGGAAGGGAGGCCGGGAUUGGAUGUUUUAACUGUCACAUGUAAUAAAUGAAAGGAGGAUGGACCUGUUUGUGGGCUCUUCUGAAAGCCUGAACCUUAAAUGACCCCUUCUUUUUCCUAGUGUUACUGAAGUUGCUUAUAUCAAUCUACAGCUUUAUACACAAGUGCCUACAGCUGUCAUGUCCCCUGGUUGGACUGGUAUGAAUAUAAUAUUAUAUUUAAUAUAAUAAGUGACUGAACCUACAAAGUAAUAAUAAUACUGAAAUCACCACAAUUGCCUCGUUUAUAACUGUGAUGAAACCAUUGGGUUGUCGGAGCAAUUUUACCCUGUAAAAUGUGAAUUAUUACCUAAACUGUGAUUUGUUUACAUGUUUAACUAGAAACUAUAUAAGUUACUUUUCAAGCUGUUUUUUUCUGAAUGUUUUGUAUGGGUUAAUAUAAACCUUGAGUUUAGCGGAAACUGCUGUUAUGUGAUUGUAUAUGUUUGUUUCUCACUUUGUCUUUAUCAUCUUCGGCUGCAGGUAAAAUGGCAGGUGUGUUUGUUAUUUUGUUGAUACCUCAGGUUAUUAUUUAGAAAAAGCAGUAUGAUGACAAAUGUAUGGCUUUUCCUUCGAUGUCCAUUCCUCAUCUCUCAUAACAAUCUUUAGGAUUCAGGGUCGUAAGGACCAUUAAUUAAACAUGAUUAUGAGUGAACUUGAAGUUGAUAGAUGUGGAUUUUACUUUAAAAACAGCAAGGCUAUCUGUUUCCUCCUUUCCCAUUACGACAACAACCGCAGGUGACCCGAGCCGGUUGAGCUAGAUGCAACACAAUGCUUAACAGGACUUUUUUUUCAGGAAUUCAUUUUUAUAAAAUAAAAACAGGCUUUUUAAAAGUUGUAAACCAAAAAGACGAGUGGCAGCAACUCCCAGACCGGACAUCACACUGUAUCAUACGGACCUGGAUUUUCUUAAUUUGACUAAAACGACAUGAUGUUGCUUUGGACAAGACUUGAAACAAGAGAUUUAGAUCAUUCACUCAUAAGGAAAAUGUUUAAUGAGGUAAUAAAUCAAGUGAUAAAUAAGCUAAUUUUCUCAUAGACUUCUAUACAAUCUGACUUCCCAGGGGAUUAGCCCCCUGCUGGACAUUAGAAUAAAUGCAGGUGUAAUGCACUUCCACAUAGGCUUCACAUACCAUCAUCUUGCUUUCUGGGCACAACUGGCGACAAACGAUGAAAGUCCUUUUAUUAUGACAGAUAAUACUUUCUGUUCAUAAAUUAUAACAAACGAGUAGCAUUAAAAAUAAAUGACCUUUUAAUGUAAUUUAACAAAAUGCAAGUGAAUAAAAACGUGCUACUGCAAGUAUGUGCAAUCAAA